AUGGCGAGGGUCACCUGCUCUGCUCUCCAACAACUACACCCUGCACGGCACUCAGUGCACAGCAUAUAUACAUCACCCUCAUGCGGCGACCAAGUACCAACAAUGGCCUCCACCUUCCCCUCGCUCGACGGCCUCCUGGCCCGCCGCCCGCUGCUGCUCUACGCGGCCACGUGGACCGCGGUCGCUGCCAUGUCUGUGGCCGUGACGGCGCUCGCGCCGGAGCUCGCCUACGUUUGGGCAGUCGCGCCGGGGACGCCGCUCAGCAGGGCCUGCACUGGCAGCGGCUUCAACGGCGGGAGCAUCGGGCUGCCGCUAGACGGGCCGCCGUGGGAUGGCGUGUGCGUGCCGGCCAGCAUGUUUGGCCGUACCGUCCCUGAUGUGGUCGUCCCGCUCGUGUUCGCCGUUGUGGUCGUCGCCAGCGCCGUCGGGUUCACUACCGCAGUCGGCGUCUGGGAGGACGAUGAGGAGGAGGUCAGCGAUGGCCAAGUAGGACAGGUGUAG
Molecule: messenger RNA, 501 nt
Organism: Lolium rigidum
Lineage: Eukaryota; Viridiplantae; Streptophyta; Magnoliopsida; Poales; Poaceae
Exons: 1
Coding region: 1-501 (166 amino acids)
Source: RefSeq, a predicted model, not a curated record